Molecule: messenger RNA, 1780 nt
Organism: Rhododendron vialii
Lineage: Eukaryota; Viridiplantae; Streptophyta; Magnoliopsida; Ericales; Ericaceae
Exons: 2
Coding region: 128-1396 (422 amino acids)
Source: RefSeq, a predicted model, not a curated record
CCACCAUUCUUAAACUAAACCCAAUCCUCUCUCUCUCUCAUCCACUCCAUAGUAAGAAACCUAUAGAUACAAAGUACAAAAACAGAGAGAGAAACACCAGAGGAGGAGGACGACGGCGGAGGAGGAAAUGGAUCCGUGCCCAUUUGUGCGCCUGAUAAUCGAGUCACUAGCCCUGAAACUACCACAAGCCACCAAACGGGCCGGUUCGGGAGUCUACCCGUCGACGACGCCGUGUUACUGCACCAUCAAGCUGAAGAGCUUCCCUUCCCAGACCGCCCUCCUUCCCAUCUGCGCCGCCGCCGUGACCGACACCUCCCCGCCGGACUCCUCCGCCGCCUCCGCCGAGUUCCACCUCGACCCCGCCGCCCUCCGCCGCCUCUCCGGCAAAUGCGUGACCCUCCGCGUGUCGGUGUACUCCGGCCGCAUGGGCCGCACGUGCGGGAUCACGUGCGGGAAGCUGUUGGGAAAAAUCCACAUCAGCGUGGGGCUGGGCGGGGCGGAGGCGAGGGCGGCGGUUUUUCAGAACGGGUGGGUGAAGCUGGGGAGGGAGCCGGAGAGCCCGGCGGCGAGGUUUCACUUGACGGUUCGGACCGAACCGGAUCCCCGGUUCGUGUUCCAGUUCGGGGGCGAGCCGGAGUGCAGCCCGGUGGUUUUUCAGAUUCAGGGGAAUAUAAGGCAACCGGUUUUCAGCUGCAAGUUUAGCGCCAACAGGAACGAGAGAUCGCGAUCUCUCCCAUCAGAUUAUACUACCAACAACACUAGAGGAUGGCUGAGAACCUUUUCAGGCGAGCGGGGAAAACCCGGAAAGGAACGAAAGGGAUGGAUGAUCACGAUCCACGACCUCUCCGGCUCCCCGGUUGCAGCUGCCUCGAUGAUCACUCCCUUUGUCCCGUCGCCAUCGCCAGGCUCUGACCGUGUUUCCCGGUCAAACCCCGGUGCGUGGGUCAUCCUCCGCCCCCAUGGUUUCUGUUUCAGCAGUUGGAAGGUGUGGGGCCGCCUCGAGGCCUGGAGGGAGAGAGGACCCGUCGACGGCCUAGGUUAUAAAUUCGAGCUUGUUACGGACGCCGGGACUGGCCUCACUAGUGGAAUCCCCAUCGCUGAAGGCACGAUGAGCGUUAAAAGCGGCGGUCAAUUUUGCAUUGACAGUAGAUUGAAAGACUCCGCGUUGGGUUCUCUGUCACUCGUUCGAGGGUUUGUCAUGAAUUCGACUGUGGAAGGGGAAGGAAAGGUGAGCAAACCAAUGGUUCAAGUCGGGGAGCAGCACGUGACUUGCAUGCCGGAUGCUGCCCUGUUCGUUGCUCUUUCGGCUGCCAUUGAUCUUAGCAUGGAUUCUUGUCAGCUUUUCUCGCGUAAGCUUAGAAAGGAAUUCUGGCAUGAUGAACAAGAAUUCCUCUAGCACUUGAUCCGUUAUUUUUUUGAAAAGAAUUUCCUUUGCCAAAUUUUCUCUUCAUGUGCAGUGAUAACCAAUUAUUGGUUUGAGCAUAGAACACAUUCCCAUCCUUUGCUUUUCCAACCCUGAUUUUUCUCGCGCUCGAAAAUAUACUUUGGUUCGAUUAUUUUUUUCCGAAUGAGAGUGUGAUCUUUGAGUUGGCCUGUGAAUUUUAAUCUCAACUGAUUAUCUUUGAUUCUUUUGUCCUUCUGUCCCAAUGUUUUUGUUGCUGGUUUUGGAUUUUUGGUCAGUUUGGUUGUGGGUGGAAUUUGCUUGUAGAGUUGUACUAGUAGAUAACUGUUCUAUUGGAUUGAAACUGUACAGAGUGAGAAAUGAGCAAUUGUUUGUCUA